Rhagoletis zephyria (snowberry fruit fly) is the source of this 697-nucleotide messenger RNA. Its product is annotated as sodium/potassium/calcium exchanger 6, mitochondrial-like. The record is from RefSeq and is a predicted model, not a curated record. Gene Ontology annotation, cellular component: membrane. Lineage: Eukaryota; Metazoa; Arthropoda; Insecta; Diptera; Tephritidae. Gene Ontology annotation, biological process: monoatomic cation transport; transmembrane transport; intracellular calcium ion homeostasis. Gene Ontology annotation, molecular function: calcium:sodium antiporter activity.
AGUUGUGUUAAACUUUUUAAUAAAAAUCAAAACAAAUACAAGUUUCCCGACACCUUUCACGUAACACACGAAGUGCAAUACCGCUGCAAUGAUGAGCUUCAAUGCUAGUAAUCAAACAUCGCCACGAAUCAAGCGCCACGAACAUUUUGCCAUGGAUGUCGCUAAACGAGUUUGCACCACCCUUAUUACAUUGCCGCAGGAUCAACGUUGUUCCUAUAUUGAAACGUCUGCCUCCUGUCAAUCGAAUGUUUACUUCAUUAACUACGCGCAUAUCAUUUUUUGUGUGCUGGAAGUAUCCACAACAACCGGAGCCGUAUUUGCAUCACUCGCACUGCUCAUGGUUGUUGCGCUUGGCUUCACUAUAUUAGGUGUCACAGCAGAUAUAUUCUUUUGUCCCGCUUUAGCUAUGCUGGCGCGCAUGAUGCGCAUGAGCGAGAACGUUGCUGGUGUGACAUUGGUCGCCUUUGGCAAUGGCGCACCGGACAUAUUCAGUAGCUUGUCUUAUCUGAAUAGCGAUACUCGCCGCUUGUAUGCGGAUAUUUUUGCUUCGGGCCUUUUUGUUGUGCUUGUGGUAGCUGGCGCUGUCUUCUGCACCUUCCCCUUUGCCGCUCAGCCAUACUUGCUGCUGCGUGACGCACUGUUUCUCCUACUGGACGUAUGCGUCAUUGACUAUUUGANUGUUCAUUCGUGUUUGUGA